This is a messenger RNA of Verticillium nonalfalfae, 1089 nucleotides long. RefSeq lists its product as uncharacterized. The record is from RefSeq and is a predicted model, not a curated record. The transcript has a single exon. NCBI's taxonomy places the organism in Eukaryota, Fungi, Ascomycota, Sordariomycetes, Glomerellales, Plectosphaerellaceae. The coding region runs from base 1 to 1089 and encodes 362 amino acids.
AUGUCUUCACACGCCACAGCCCUCUCUUCUCCAUCAAAGCCUGAAGGCCAGGUGGCGGUCGCGCGAGCCAAGUACACCCGCCGCCGGGCCCGCGGGUGGGAAACGACCAAGCUCUUCCUGCGGUCCCUCUCGCUGACGCUCUUCCUCGGCAUCUUCAUCACAAACAUGACCUACCUCCCCAUUGGCAACACAAACUCGGCGCUCGACGAGAUCUGGCCGUGGAUGACCAUAGCGGCGGCGGGGCCGGCGCUGCUCUGGGAUGUCGCCGACCUCCUGACGCUCUGGGUGCGACGGGGCCGCGCCAUCGCGCCCAAGGCGCAGAUUGGCAUCGAGCUCGUGCUCGCGCUGGGGGCGGGCGUCGGGGCGGGCCUCGUGGGGUGGCAGCUCACCAUGACGGCGGCCGGGUUCUCGUCGGCGGACCCGGGGGCGCGCGCCGAGGGCGUCCUCGGCACGCUCUUCACGUUCAUGAUGCUGCUGCUGGGGGCGCGGCUCGUGCUCUUUUUCCGCGCGUGCGUCGACCGCCGGCGGGAGCUGCGCACGCGGCGCCCGCGCAUCAUGUACAUCGAGGCGCUGGGCCAGGCCGUCUUCGUCGUGGCCAAGCCCAACGUCGGCUUUGGGCGGCUGGCCGUGGGCGGCGGCGGCGGCGGACGCGAUCGCAGCGCGACGGGCGACAGCACGAAGCAGACGGCGGCGUCGGUGACGUCGGGCACGGCCAGGGACACGGACAGCUUCGCCGGCACGGAGGCGCAGACGGACGUGACGUCCAUGACGACGCUCGUGCCGGGCCCCAGCCAGGCGGCGAGCAUCACGGCGCGACAGAGACCGCUCAUGAGGCCGCCGCCCGAGGGGUACGAGCCGGACGAGGCCGAGCUGGAGAGGCGACGGCGGGGCGAUGCGCAGCCGCAGUUCAUGGUGGCCGAGGUCGUGGACAUGAAGUUCUCGUCCAACGUUGUCGUGAACCCCCAGGAGGGCAAAUUCCUCGUCGAAUCGUCACGGUCCCCCGGCGUUGCGGGCGAGUCAUCACGGUCACAGUUGAGGUCGGCGCCGAUGGGCGAGACGAGAGCGGACAGGCCGCGGUCUUGGGGCUGA